This is a messenger RNA of Rana temporaria (common frog), 1976 nucleotides long. It is a transcript of the gene STPG1, whose product is annotated as sperm tail PG-rich repeat containing 1. Gene Ontology annotation, cellular component: female pronucleus; male pronucleus; germinal vesicle. The record is from RefSeq and is a predicted model, not a curated record. The transcript has 9 exons. Gene Ontology annotation, molecular function: chromatin binding; histone binding. Gene Ontology annotation, biological process: epigenetic programing of male pronucleus. Bases 254 to 1291 code for a protein of 345 amino acids. Lineage: Eukaryota; Metazoa; Chordata; Amphibia; Anura; Ranidae.
GUAUAUUCUAUAAAUAAAUUAGCUCACAAUAUAUAGGCAGUAACAUUUCUUUAACACAUCCAUGUCAUACUUGAAUCAAUAGGACAAAGAACUUCUUGUGUAUGAACUGUGCACUUUCUACUGAGCCUGAAAAGAUCAGGGUGUAGCAAGAUGGCUGACUUCGUACAGCAGAUUCCUGCUUGGUGGUUGCUAAGUUACCAGUAUACAGAAUUGUAAUAGCAGAUAUGCUCAGAGUUCCAGCACCGUUCGCAGCAUGGAAGGCAUGAUGUCACCCUGUGUAAGAGCUCAAAGGAAGAGGAGCACAAAGAAGAAAAGCCACCUAUGGGCAGAACACUUGCAGAAAGGGAUCAAGAUACCUACCACUCCUUCCUCAAUUCCUACGAAACACCAGACUGUGUUUAUUGCCGAGUCAGAAAAGAAAGGUUUCAACUCCAGAUCGCUGAGAUUUUCUUACAAUCUAAAUCAGAAUGAAAAUCCCGGCCCAGGAUCCUAUAAUGUUUCAAACGGACCAGAUAUCAACAAUGUCUCUUUAUCAGCAAAAGGGACUGGAGGCUUUCCUUCAAAGGCCCCACGAAGUACGUUCUUUAGGGUCAGUCGGACCCCUGCACCAAACUCAUACUACAUAAAAGAUGCCCUGUUUGCAAAACAGGAUUUUAACAAAAGCAACUCUAGCGUGUUCCAUCAGCCUAUAGCUAUAAAAGUGGAAGACACAAAACUUCAGACACCAGCUCCAAAUCAGUACAAUGCAUCUAUAAAUUGCUGUCUUCCCAAUAACAAUGUAUCUGCUCAAGCUGCUUUUGUCUCAAGAACAAAGAGGGAGACUGUACAGCUAAACCCUCUUAAAGUACCUUCACCUUGUCACUAUACAGUCAAUGAUUCGCUAACUAAAGAGUCUCCUAAGGUUCUGGUGUCAUGCUUCAAGUCAAAGACUACUCGGGAUCCAUUGAAUGUGGCCUUGAAUAACCCAGGACCAGCCAGCUAUGACCCAUUUGGAUGCCCUGAAAUAGGAAAGAAGACUGUUUUCCCGAGGAAACAUUACCUCUGUUUCUCAGCCCCAGCAGUACCAGUUCCCAAGACACCAAAUGUUCCAGGCCCUGGAUAUUAUGAAAUUGUUGACUAUGAAGGACCUCCCAAACAGUACAUUUCCAGCUCUGCAUUUGUAUCCAACACAAGUCGAUGGGCUGGAAAUGCUUAUGGAGCAGAUGUACCUGGUCCAGGAUCCUACAAUCUUGAUCACCUAGGAAAACAAUCAUUUCUCUUCAAUAAUAACCAGAAAUGGAUUCCAGCAUAAGAAGGGAACCAGAAAAGCAAAAGUUGUAUUGGGCUACAUCUUGCGUCUAGUGCUUCGCUUAGAUCAAACCUGACCAUCUCAGCAUUUACUUCUGACAGUCCAAACACAAUCAUAUGCAGCUUUUAUUGUGGAAAUAUAUGCAUAUCAUUUUUCCCAGCAUCAAAGCAGAACUCCAGUCUAUGGUUAAGCCUACGCAACCAUCCAAUCCCCCCCCCCCCACUCCCCAGCACAGUAACAUCACUGGCCCUUCCUUUUCUCCUUCCGUGACAAUGUGACAGUAAUUCUUCCUCGUGGACUGAGUGGUGUUUACGUAAUGAACUAAUGAUGUGUGCGCACUGUUCGGUGCAGUACUACUAUGAGCACAGGUUCAAUUAUGAUGGGUAGGUCAAUGACAGCCUAGGCUCAGAAGAAGUAGGUUUAAUGAUGCUGGUUGUCCCUAGGUUUGGUAGACUGGCAAUAUAGCGGAGGAGAGGAAGCACUGCAAGGGACAGCAACCCUUUUUUUUUUUUUUUUAAGGUUACAGGGAGUUCUGCUUUAAGGUGUCAAAGGCGUUUGAACUUGUUUUGUUGAGGUUUUACUUAUUCAAUUUUGUGUUCAUUUUGUACAUGUAAAAUUCUAUAUCUUUAAAGGAGUUGUAAGGGAAAAAAAUGUUUUGCCUAAAAUUAAUGUCUGCAAGGUAGACAGA